This is a messenger RNA of Staurois parvus, 321 nucleotides long. NCBI's taxonomy places the organism in Eukaryota, Metazoa, Chordata, Amphibia, Anura, Ranidae. The record is from the annotation of a GenBank genome assembly.
CAGCGGGCACCGGGCCCCCAGGCAGGGCGGUGGGCAUCGAGUCGUCUGGCAAGACUGCGGGCACCGAGUCAUCUGGCAAGACUGCGGGUACCGAGUCGUCUGGCAAGACUGCGGGCACCGAGUCAACUGGCGAAACAGUGGGCACCGAGUCAACUGGCGGAACAGCGGGCACCGAGUCGUCUGGCAAGACUGCGGGCACCGAGUUGUCUGGCAAGACAGCGGGCACCGAGUCAUCUGGCAAGACUGCGGGCACCGAGUCAACUGGCAAGACUGCGGGCAUCGAGUCGUCUGGCAAGACUGCGGGCACCGAGUUGUCUGGCA